Nezara viridula (southern green stink bug) is the source of this 1833-nucleotide messenger RNA. The record is from the annotation of a GenBank genome assembly. NCBI's taxonomy places the organism in Eukaryota, Metazoa, Arthropoda, Insecta, Hemiptera, Pentatomidae.
CUCGCCCAGGCGCCUCACCGUCAUGUGGAGAUGAAUAUCUGUAUCUUCGUGGUGUUGGUGUUACUCUUGGAGACGCACUGUCGCCCUCUGGCGCAGGACGUUCUCGCAGGAGAGGAAUUCCUAGCCGUGUUCAUGAGAAGUCACCGGCCAAGGUCCACCUACCGUAAGACGACGACGACACAGGUGACGACAGAGCAGACCACUCCGUCCAUACCAACGGCGACGGAGCCCAUCCCCACUACCUUGGAGACGGAGCCACCCAGCGUGGUCUCGGUGAGGGUCAGCUCUUCGGUGAGGAAGGAAGCAGUCCACGAACCGCUUCACGAACCGAUCCACGAGACGGUCAGCGCGGCAGCUCAGAGGAGCCACUUCUCAGUGGAGUCAUCAGGCUACCGAGAGGCCUCGGGCCGGCGGGAGGAGGACUCCGUGGCCGAGGCCAGCCAGGACGUGCCACUGGAGAGCCUUCAUGUCGAGGAGAACAAGCCCGUAGCAGAAGCGCUUACUCUCGAAGAGUCAGGAGUACAUUACGAGUCCAGGGUUUCGAGCGAAACCUCCCACAGUAGGAUUUAUUUUAGUCAACCCAAGCUACCCACUCAAUCACAUUUAGUUCAACCAUCAAGUCAAGCAAAUAGAAAAUAUCAUCCUCUGCCACCGCUGCCUGAAGAAGAACCGAAGUAUGAACGACAGAUAUUGACGCAAGCUUUUUCGCAGGAUAAUGGUGAUAGGAAAUACGGACCAGAAAUCAUACUCACACAGACCCACCAAGAAAGUAAAAACUCACCUCACAUCAUCUUCACCCAGGAUGAGCAGGAACACAAAAGCGCUGAUGACUCUAGCAAAUUCGAACCUGAAGUCAUUGUGACCCGACAAGAAACUAAAUACGGUCCAGAAAUAGUAGUAACGCAGACACAAAGUGAAAGCAAGUACACUCCUGAACUGUUUGCAACACAAGCGCAAACAGGGUCGCAGCCCGAAAUCAAUAGUUCCGAAGAAGAAAGCAGAGCGGAGACAGUUAUAAGUCAAACUCAGGAAACUAGAAAGUACGUAGGUCAGAAUAGAGAGCAGAGGCAAUACACGCCGCAGACGCAAUCCCAGGAACGUUCUCAGGAUGGGUCCUUCGGGGGGCAGGCAUCGUCUGCAGAGUCAGCCGAACAGUAUAAGAGCCAGCCUAACGAACAGCAGGCAGAGAGGAACUACGAACAGCCAGAACAGAAUUACGAAGUGGACGAGGCUAUAUCUGUGAUGACGAAUGGGCGCGCCCAUGGUGUACAGACCGAAAGCCCCAGCAGUCACAAAUUCGGUUUCGUUCAAGAGGGUAGAAAUUACAGAAAGUAUCGAGUGGAGGAGAAGACUCCGGACGGGUUCAUCGUCGGGGAGUACGGGGUGGUGAACCACGACGGAGGUGGUAUACGAGGAGUAAGGUACACGGCUGAUGGAAGCAUCAGCCCAAGGCUCAUCUACGAGGCUCUGGUGAAGUUCCUCUCCCUGAAGUGAGUUCCUAUCUCGGCUGGGGCGGCGACGCUAGCCCUUGCUGCGCCAGCCGCGGACCCGGUCCUUGGGGGCUCGCCGAGGUCCCGGUCCCAGGGGGCUCGCCGAGGUCCCGGGUGCCGGUCCCUGAGGUACAUUGGGUACCGGGCAUUGGGACUGCCCACUAGUCCACCGUCGGCCGCAUCUUUGCUCAAUCAGUCAACGGUCAACCUAUCUAUCCUCCCAUUCAAUACUCAGACUUAAAGGUUUAAAUCAAUGUAUAUUUGUAUUGUAAAUUUUAUAAUAAAAUUUAGUUUUAUUUGCAUUUUACUAAUUUGUAUCAUUUCCUUCACCUUGAAUUAUUUG